Messenger RNA from Penaeus chinensis, 4797 nucleotides. RefSeq names its product monocarboxylate transporter 12-like. NCBI's taxonomy places the organism in Eukaryota, Metazoa, Arthropoda, Malacostraca, Decapoda, Penaeidae. Gene Ontology annotation, biological process: transmembrane transport. Gene Ontology annotation, molecular function: monocarboxylic acid transmembrane transporter activity. The record is from RefSeq and is a predicted model, not a curated record. Bases 640 to 2745 code for a protein of 701 amino acids. The transcript has 10 exons.
CGUGGCGGCUCAGUAGUGCCUCAGCCGCCGCGGUCGACGUGGGGACUUGUGUCGGGCCGCUGCCACUCAUCCCGGGCGCUCUCGAAGCGGGACGCCCCCGUGUCACGUGGAACGCCCCUCGCCCUCCGGUGCGACUCAAGCGCUCGACGGCCGUUGCGCCUCGUGCUCGGACUCGAAGCAGCCCCGAUCUCGUCCAAGUGACAGUGAUUAUUGUGAAAACAGCUGCGAGACGAAAGUGUGAGCCUUUGUGCUGAAGUGGCGGUCCCUGAGAGCAAGAGAGGUACGCCGCCGCCCCAUGUGUGUGAUGAGAGAGGGUUUCAUCUAACAGGAAAGUUUCGGUAAUUUCGCAGAUAUAUGAAUAAAAUAGAUAUCUUGAUAAUGAACAUUUGGAGGAAUUAUUUUCGGUAAAUCUGGAUACCAAACAGAGAAAGGUAAUCUGACAUGUCAAAGGGGAUUCGCUCUGCGUCACGAUGGAAAAUAAACCGGCCAGCCGAGUUCUGAAAUGAAAAAAGAGCCUCAGAAAAUGACAAUGGCUGCGCGGUCAACAGACAGGUUAACUGUUUGAAGCGGAACCCCGCCCACCUUGUCAUGCUUGCGAGCACGACGCGAGCAUAGGAGAGCCUCGUGAGACGCGUCAGCAUGUCCAUGUCGCGCUCCAAGUCGCUGCCCGGCGCCAAUGGCGACGGUUGGGACGGCGACGACUCCGGCCUGUCUCGCUCCGGGAACUCGGGCGGCGGCCGCGACUCCGGCGUGGUGGUGGUCGCCUCCGACACGCCGUCCUUCGCCUCCGACGCGCGCUCGUCGCUGCUGGGCGACCUGCCGUCGGGCGUGGCCUGCUCGGAGCUGCCGUCCGAGGAGGCGGAGAACGAGAAGCAGGGCACCGAGGACCCCGACAAGAAGGCCACCAUCGGCCGCCACUACUACCCCGAGGGCGGCUGGGGCUGGGUGGUGCUGGUGAUGGCGCUGCUCGUGCACGUGAUCUCGCACGGCGUCCACCAGGCCACGGGCGUGCUCAUCCUGCACCUCGUCAAGGAGUUCCCCGAAGCCACGCUCAUGUCCGCAAGUUGGUUGGGGAGUCUGUCUACCUCGCUCGCCCUGCUCCUCUCGCCCGUGACCAUCGCCGUCUGCAAGAGGAACUCCACCCGCCUCACAGCCGUGUUGGGCGGCCUCAUCACCGCCCUCGGCUGCCUCUUCACCUCCUUUGCCAGCCAGUUCCAUCAGCUCUUCUUCAGCUAUGGGACCGUCAUAGGCAUCGGCGUGGGGAUGACGCGGGACUCCUCGACGCUGAUGGUCGGCCAGUACUUCAAGAGGAGAAGGGAGUUCGUCGAGAUCAUCGUCGUGAGCGGAAGCGGCCUCGGCAUCACGGUUAUGUCGGUCUUCAUACGAGGAGCUAUCGGGUCCAUAGGAUGGCGCCUCGGCCUGCAGGCGGUGACGGGCGUGGUCGUCCUCACCUUCCUGAUGGGGACCUUCUACCGCUCGGCGUCGCUCUACCACCCGCAGCGCCGGGCCAUCCUGCACCUCAAGAACCAGAAGCGGAAGAUCAAGGAGAAGAACCGCACGGACGACACGCCGCCCUUCUUUGACCUGGCCACCCUCAGGAGCCGCACCGUGCAGAUCCUGCUCGUGUCGAUAGGCCUCUCGUCCUUCGGGAUCACCACGCCUAUCAUCUACCUCGCGCACCAGGCGGAGGAGGAGGGCCUGGGAGACACGUCCGUGGUGCUCCUGCAGACGUACCUGGGGCUCGGCUGGGUAAUAGGCUGCUGUGCCUUUGGUUUCGUGGUGCUGCAGAAGAACACCGAGUGCCGCGUCGGCCGGCAGUACCUGUGCCAAGCCUCCAUGUUCCUGUGCGGGGUGUCCACGCUGGCGUUCACGGCCGUUGAGGGUUACCACGGCUACGUCCUCUUCGCCUGGCUCUACGGCAUCUUCUGCGGCGGUUUCCAUUACUCCCUGAAGAUGUACACCUACGAGAAGGUGCGGGCGCGGAACUUUGCCCGAACGUGGGGCUUCGUCCAGUGCUCACAGGCCAUCCCCACAGCUAUAGGGGUCCCCAUCACAGGCUACAUCAACAUCGGCUACGGAGACAAGGCCGGCUACUACUUCUCCUCGACCUUCGUCAUCUUCGGCUCCAUGACGAUCUUCCUCAUCGACAUCCAUAGGAGAAACGCCGCCAAGCACAAGCACACGCGCAAGUGUCGGCAGCAGAAGAAUGGCGCCAACCACACGUGCGUGCGGGAGGCGUGCCCCGAGUCGCGGCGGCGGGACUCCCUCGCCCAGCUGGACCUGGAGCCGCCCCACCAGUCCGCCCUCGCCCUCCUGCAGCAGCAGAAGGCCCUUGUGAUCGACGCGAACGAGCCCAGGAACAAGCCGGAGCUCACCUGCAUAUCCGAGGAGGGCAUCGCGGACAUGGACCUGCCCGACGACCUGCUGGAGGAGCUCGAGUACCUGGGCGAUUGCAUCACCUCGUGCGACAAGGUGGAGAACUACCUGAUGAUGAGCGAGUACGAGAACAACCUGGUCAAGCAGAGUGAGGUGCCGGGCAUCUUGGACAAGAGGCGGAAGCGCAUGCUGUCGCUGACCAAGCAGCAGUCGCUCACGAAUAAGGACUCGCCCCGGAAGCCACUGCGGGCGCUGGAGAAGGCGGGCAGCGCAUCGGGCCACGAGCCGCCCGUGGUGGCCAACCACAGAGCGUACCUGCGGUCCGGCAACAACCGAAGCAUCACCGUGAUCGAGGAGGCGUCGGUCUGAGGUCCGGCCCGCGGGGCAGCCGCUCCUCCCGCCGACCUCGCCCUCCACCUCGUAACCCACCUUGUUGACGUACACAAGCACACGUACACGCACACUUACACUCUCUAGAGGCUCUAGUUUCCGUCUCGCCCGUCAGUUAUCCGGCUUUGCAGAUGUUAGCGCGUUUCAAGUUGUGUCAUAGCGUAUACGUAUUUAUGAAGAGAUGUGUAAGUGUCACUUCUCGAAAGCUAGUCUUCCUCAGAUCCUUAACACGGGGCUAUAUCUUCUUUGUUAUCGACUUUGUUGUGGUACUGUCUGUAACGAUCGCGAAAUCCAGUAAAUCCAAACAAGGAUCAACGAGUCAAAUUAACUUUUCUAGUCCGAAUCUGUAGGAGCACCACUAGAGUUCCGGUUUUCUAGUAAUUUCUUCCACUAACUGAAGCAGUCGAGGAUCGGUUCAGAUUUGUUAUAUUCCAAUUCAAGUGGCGUCUGUUUUUGCACCAUAAUGUUUGAGCGACUAAAGCAUUUCCUCUAUUUUAACACGAAGAAUGACAAUCCCUUGCUCGAGUGUUAAAGCACACUCAAGUUCUUAAUAGUUACAAAAAAGUUUAUAAGAAUGUUAUCCAAAAGAUGUCUAUCGCGCCCGAGAAAUCGUAACCCCAACCCAAAGUUGUCUGUUGCUCCCAUGUUGUUUGUUGUUCAAAUAUUGCAUCUGCCGUUUGAGGCUGAGCUCGUUCUUACGUGGUGUCAAGGCGGCAUCGUAUACUGUACGUGCUGGUACCAAAUACAGUUGUAGCGUCCCUUUAGAAAGUAAAACAGACAUGUAACAAAAGCAAAAUCAGCGACCAAGGUUUGGUAAAAAAAUCAUUACAUAUAUUUCUGACUCCCCCGCUACUUCGUCCCAGUGAGAACGUUGCCAGACAAUAUCACUGUCCUCAUACACGCGGGUGGAAAAUUUCGACUGUGAUGGUAGCUCUGUAAACGCCCCGCGUGAUUAUCUGAAAUACCUCUAUGAGUGAUCUGAAACCAGUAUGUAAGUUAACAGUACUUUACUGUGAAGUGCCACUCGCAGAGAGUACACAGUGCCAACGAUGAAGAUUUGCAUUUCGUGUUACCUACGUAUCUUCGGUGUUCCUAGGCAUUAAUGCAGAUAGUUUUGCUACUUCUAAACAGUGACAUAACGAAGAAAUAGUAGCGAUAACACAGCCCGUUAAAAGUAUUACUGGACACGGUCGCAAAUGUGAUAUCAGGUAAAUGAAAAACUAGGUCGAAGGUCGUACAAGUGUGUCGCUUCGAGCUAAUGAAGGUCACGUCAUCAUCGUUGCAUAUGAUAACAAAUAUCAGUGCCAAAUUGGAUUCCAGCAUGACGGCAGGAUGUCAUGCAUAAACAGUGCUAUUGUGCUUGGCAUCAUGCAGUAUGAAGUUUCAGAGACGUACUUGUCCAAUAGAAAAUGCUGACUUCAUGUGCAAUGAAAGCCAUUUCAGCAAAAUAGAUCCAAUCGCAUAUUAUGAUGAUUAAUAUGGUCAGUAUCUUAGUGGGUAUGUGAAAUAUUAUUGUCCUUUGUACAGCAUAAAGAAAGAAAUACAUCGCAGAACACUUUUAAAGACUAUUAUACAUAGAUUAGAAAACUACUUGUGCAAUUAUGAGUGUUAUGCGUCCUGAUUGUCCUCUGGUUACCAUGGCAACCGAAAUCAACAAGACUGGCAUCCAUGGUUCCUUUACUCAGGUCGAGGUGUUGUGUGUUUCCCAGUGAAGUAGUGAGUGACUCCGCGUGUGGGAUGGCUGCUAAGAUUUGUGAACUGGUCCUUUGGGCUGUACCUAAUGCUAGAGAAAUAUAUGUUAAAAAAUGUUAUAUCUUAAUGUAUAAUAAACCUUAUUCGGCAUAUUCUCCCGAGAAAAAAACUGAAUAUGAAAAUUUGUUAUGAGUGUAGGCUGAUGAUAAUUUUUUUUUCUUCUUCUUUACUGUGAAUUAUCAUAGGUUAAGACUUUUUUUUAUUUUCUUAACUAACAGGUCUAGUCAUUCUAUUCCAAAACAUAUGUCUGUGCUAAGAAAUGCAUCUCAAUGAAGAUCA